GGCGCGCUGUGGUCGGUUCGACGGGCGCGCUGGGGCCCGGCAGGGGUUGGGGUGGCCUUAUCGCCUGGUUCCGCGGCCAGCGCCUCGCGCUCCAGAGCAGCCUGGGCCGCCGUCCUCUCACCAUGGGCUCCGGGCCGCGCGGGGCGCUGGGCCUGCUGCUCCUCCUGCUCGCGCCGCCCAGCCGCCUGGCCUCUGGCUGCCCCGCACCGUGUCACUGCGCGAGGACGCGCGUGGACUGCGGGCGCCGAGGGCUAACGUGGGCUUCGCUGCCGGCCGCCUUCCCACUGAACACGACCGAACUGGUGCUGACGGGCAACAACCUGACGGCGCUGCCGCCGGGGAUCCUGGACGCGCUGCCGGUGCUGCGCGCCGCGUACCUGGACGCCAACCCCUGGCGCUGCGACUGCCACCUGGUGCCGCUGCGCGCCUGGCUGGCCGGCCGGAUCGAGCGCGAGCCCUACCGCGACCUGCGCUGCGCCGCGCCCCCCGCGCUGCGCGGCCGCGUGCUGCCCUACCUCGCGGAGGACGAGCUGCGCGCCGCCUGCCCGCCCGGCGAGCUCUGUCGCGGGGCCCUGGCGGCGCAGCUCUUGCUGCUCGGCCUCGGGCUGCUGCACGCGCUGCUGCUGGCGCUGCUGCUGUGCCGCCUGCGGAGGCUGCGCGCCCAGGCCGCGAGCAGGUGGUUGCUGAGCACCCCGCUGACCUCCCCGCUGGCGGCGGAGCCGGAGCCGGAGCCAGAGCCGAGCGAGGACGCUGAGUAGCGCGGCUGGCUCCCCCGAUCGGCCCCACCCCGUGCGCGUCCUCCGCUCGUACAAUCCCCCAGACACGCCAGCAUGCCGUCCGGGUUGCGGGCCCUACGGCCGCAGAGCCGGCCCGGGGCGAACCGGCGCCCGGACCCGCCCAGUCCCCACACCAUCUCCAGUGCGAAUAAACCCUGCUCCGCAUCUGACCGG
Molecule: messenger RNA, 950 nt
Organism: Camelus dromedarius (Arabian camel)
Lineage: Eukaryota; Metazoa; Chordata; Mammalia; Artiodactyla; Camelidae
Gene: GP1BB
Product: glycoprotein Ib platelet subunit beta
Exons: 2
Coding region: 123-758 (211 amino acids)
Source: RefSeq, a predicted model, not a curated record